AUGGUGGUGGAUCAGGGCUUGGAGGAAGAGAUGGUAGUGGAUCAGGGCUUGGAGGAAGAGAUGGUAGUGGAUCAGGGCUUGGAGGAAGAGAUGGUAGUGGAUCAGGGCUUGGAGGAAGAGGUGGUGGAGGAUCAGGGCUUGGAGAACCACCUACCUGUUCCCCCCUCAGCCCCACCUGCCGCUGGCAGCCCCCACCUGCCGCUGGCAGCCCCCACUACUUACCUGAAACAGAAGAAAAUGAUAGCUUGCAAGCUGCGCGUAAUUCUCUCGCUCUUAUCAACUGAAAACGGUCCGCAAGAACAGCAACUUGGCUGCAACGGACGGACCUCCACCAGCAACUUGGCUGCAACGGACGGACCUCCACCAGCAACUUGGCUGCAACGGACGGACCUCCACCAGCAACGGACGGACCUCCACCAGCAACGGACGGACCUCCACCAGCAACGGACGGACCUCCACCAGCAACGGACGGACCUCCACCAGCAACGGACGGACCUCCACCAGCAACGGACGGACCUCCACCAGCAACGGACGGACCUCCACCAGCAACGGACGGACCUCCACCAGCAACGGACGGACCUCCACCAGCAACGGACGGACCUCCACCAGCAACGGACGGACCUCCACCAGCAACGGACGGACCUCCACUGGGCACGUAAUCUUUCCCUCGCUGGCUCUAAUGGUGGCUCUAAUGGUGGCUCUAAUGGUGGCUCUAAUGGUGGCUCUAAUGGUGGCUCUAAUGGUGGCUCUAAUGGUGGCUCUAAUGGUGGCUCUAAUCCUGGCUCUAAUGGUGGCACUAAUGGUGGCUCUAAUGGUGGCUCUAAUGGUGGCACUAAUGGUGGCUCUAAUCCUGGCUCUAAUGGUGGCACUAAUGGUGGCUCUAAUGGUGGCUCUAAUGGUGGCUCUAAUGGUGGCCCUAAUGGUGGCUCUAAUGGUGGCUCUAAUGGUGGCUCUAAUGGCGGCUCUAAUGGUGGCUCUAAUGGUGACUCUAAUGUGGCACGUAAUCUUUCCCUCGCUGGCUCUAAUGGUGGCUCUAAUGGUGGCUCUAAUGCUGGCUCUAAAGGUGGCUCUAAUGGUGGCACUAAUGGUGGCACUAAUGGUGGCACUAAUGGUGGCUCUAAUGGUGGCUCUAAUGGUGGCACUAAUGGUGGCACUAAUGGUGGCACUAAUGGUGGCACUAAUGGUGGCUCUAAUGGUGGCUCUAAUGGUGGCUCUAAUGGUGGCACUAAUGGUGGCACUAAUGGUGGCUCUAAUGGUGGCACUAAUGGUGGCACUAAUGGUGGCACUAAUGGUGGUACUAAUGGUGGCUCUAAUGGUGGCACUAAUGGUGGCACUAAUGGUGGCUCUAAUUAG
Procambarus clarkii (red swamp crayfish) is the source of this 1353-nucleotide messenger RNA. The record is from RefSeq and is a predicted model, not a curated record. NCBI's taxonomy places the organism in Eukaryota, Metazoa, Arthropoda, Malacostraca, Decapoda, Cambaridae.